CUCUCUGAUUGCAAGUCAUUUUUGCACCAAACCGACAAACCAGGAAGCGUACUCAUCUGUGUCGGGCUUGUGUUUAAGUUGACGUGACCACGAUCGCCUUGUGGCAAGUAAAUCCUAUACUCAAUGAGAGAAUAGGACGCUCAUAGGAAAAGCGGUCGAGGUGGGGAUAUAUCGCCCCGACGUUAUUCAGUACCCGUAUAAACAUAGAUACAGCACGUUCAGGCCUGUUCUACAAUACAGUCGUGAGAAAUUGACCAAUCACAGACUGAUCACAGAAGAAUAAUCGAUUGCGAUUGGGAAACUUGCUCAACCAGCCACAUGGAAGUAAUACAUAAUAUGCUUCUGUCGAUAACAUAUUUUCUAACCUCAAGACUCAUCAUUUUCACUGUUCGAGAACUUUGGUAUCAACUAACCGGAUCAUCGAUCACAGUGGGAUUAUAAUCAGAAAAAAAAAAAACUUAAUAAAAUAGAUGUGAAUCAAAAUACAGCAUCAUGGCAGAUCGGUUAACGCAGUUACAAGAUACUAUAAAUCAACAAGCGGAACACUUUUGCAACAGUGUUGGUAUUUUACAACAAUAUUCAACACCCAGCAAAUUUCCUGGUUUCGAUCGUAUCGGAACUCCACAGCCACAUCAGUCUCAAGAAGAUUACGCUGCUCUAUUUGCCAAUCUUAUUGCGAGAUGCGCAAAAGAUAUAGACACGUUAAUAGAGAGUUUGCCAAGUGAGGAAUCUUCUCAAGAGCUUCAGGUAGCCAGUCUAAGUCGACUUGAGCAAGAAAAUCAACAGGCCGGCGAGCAACUGGAGGAAGUGGUGAGACAAGGAGAAGUGUUGCUUCAACGGAUUCAAGCUGCUCUGCAGGAUAUCGCACAGAGUCAAUUGGACAUGCAAAAUCCCAUGUCGACACCUCUUCCCUACUCCUGCGGAAAUAAUCAAAGAUGUCGCCUGUGUACUGGAAAGCACCCUUAUAGUCAAAGCUGUGGACAUAGCACGGAAAAGAACCAGACGUGCGGGCAUAGCGUACGGACUGACAAACCGCUCGCGGAUAUGGCUACGUAGUUGUUGAUGUGCACCAUCAUUGACAUGGCGCUAGCGAACACAAGCGGAACACAGCUGAAAUGCUGCCGUGGCCAAUCUCAGUCUCUUCUCUGAUGUAAUUUUUUUAUCAAAAUUUAGAUAAUUGAGAAAAAAACUGCCAUAAGAUUAAAUUUUCUACAGGAAACAUUGUUUAUCAAUUGUUGAUAACUCAUUUAUAUAAAAGUAACGCGGUUAGAAAGUUCUUUUUAUUGACCGAACAUGUGGUAGGGUCGUUCGGCCAUGGUCGGCUUUGUUCGAUAGUCAAUUUUCUCAGUGUCUGCCGAGCGUGCGUCGUGUAUGUUUAUUGUCUUUGCUUUACUCUUGUCUAGUUUUCUCGCAUCGCGUUCCGUUCAGUUUUCUCUGUAUUGCGCCGUCGCGAAACGCGUCGUACACGUUCGUCUGAUCUCCGUAUAUGUACAAAAUAUCGGGCAAUAAUCUCGCGCGACGCGACAGAGACAUUCGUGUUUCGUAUUUUUUUAGUGGUUCAUAUUGUAUCGUGUAAACCGUUUUUUUAACGCGCUGAGUUAUAUAGUUGAAGAGAAUUCUUUUUAAAGUAAACAACCAACGCACGCAAAAGAGAAGGAAACUCACGGUGUUAAAGAGCUGAGAGUUUUUUAAAUCUUUGAGAUAUUUGCUGUGCGUAUUCGAAUGACACUUGACAUGUUCAUGCUGGUUUUAUAAGG
This is a messenger RNA of Pseudomyrmex gracilis, 1757 nucleotides long. It is a transcript of the gene MED21, whose product is annotated as mediator of RNA polymerase II transcription subunit 21. Lineage: Eukaryota; Metazoa; Arthropoda; Insecta; Hymenoptera; Formicidae. The transcript has 6 exons. Gene Ontology annotation, cellular component: mediator complex. Gene Ontology annotation, molecular function: transcription coregulator activity. The coding region runs from base 493 to 1056 and encodes 187 amino acids. The record is from RefSeq and is a predicted model, not a curated record. Gene Ontology annotation, biological process: regulation of transcription by RNA polymerase II.